Suncus etruscus (white-toothed pygmy shrew) is the source of this 845-nucleotide messenger RNA. It is a transcript of the gene TXNL4B, whose product is annotated as thioredoxin like 4B. Lineage: Eukaryota; Metazoa; Chordata; Mammalia; Eulipotyphla; Soricidae. The transcript has 3 exons. Gene Ontology annotation, biological process: mRNA splicing, via spliceosome. Gene Ontology annotation, cellular component: spliceosomal complex; U5 snRNP; U4/U6 x U5 tri-snRNP complex. Bases 20 to 538 code for a protein of 172 amino acids. The record is from RefSeq and is a predicted model, not a curated record.
AUGCAGAUCCAUACGCUUAAUGCAUCUAAAAACAUUAGGACUUUAUUUCAGGACUAACCACAAGGAUUAUUUUUUGAAUGAUUUCAAGAUGAGCUUCCUAUUGCCCAAACUGACGAGCAAAACAGAGGUUGACCAUGCGAUAAAAAGUACUGCAGAAAAGGUGUUGGUUCUCAGGUUUGGGAGAGAUGAGGAUCCUGUCUGUCUGCAACUGGAUGAUAUUCUUGCUAAGACUGCCGGGGACCUGAGCAAAAUGGCUGCUAUUUAUCUGGUAGAUGUGGAUCGCACUCCAGUUUACACACACUAUUUUGACAUCAGUUACAUUCCAUCCACAGUGUUUUUCUUCAAUGGACAGCAUAUGAAAGUUGAUUAUGGGUCUCCAGACCACACUAAGUUUGUGGGAAGUUUCAAAACCAAACAAGACUUCAUAGACCUGAUUGAAGUAAUUUACCGAGGAGCAAUGAGAGGGAAACUUAUUGUGCAAAGUCCCAUCGAUCCCAGGAAUAUCCCCAAGUAUGACCUCCUCUAUCAAGAUAUUUAGCACAUUCUGACACAGGAUGGAAGGGGAAAUUGUCUCUGAAAGCUAUUACUGAAUCUGGCUGGACUGGGUGCCAGAGUUCUUUGGAAACGUGCUCAGUGUCCAGUGAGUGCAAAGUCUUGUCUAUAGAAAAUGUGGAAGGCUGGGCUGGUUGGCCCAGGGCCCAUGCUGAGCCUCUCCACAGUCAGUCACCUGCAGUCACUUUAUGGUUUGGACCAUCUCUUUCUAUUUACAUUUCUGUCUUCUAAAGACAAUACAGAGGCCUCAACAGGCAAGUUUAUUUGAUAUACAAAUAAAAGGAAAAGCUGGU